Molecule: messenger RNA, 5404 nt
Organism: Cuscuta campestris
Lineage: Eukaryota; Viridiplantae; Streptophyta; Magnoliopsida; Solanales; Convolvulaceae
Source: the annotation of a GenBank genome assembly
UACAAUUCUAGCAUGGUACCACUCAGCGGUUUCGCUGAGCGUGUAGUUUGUAUUUUUCGUUGACUACACGUAGGUAACAAGAAGAUAAUGAUGGAACCUUUCCCGGAGGGCAUUGAGUCAGAGGAGAUGCAAGGAUGGCAGACAAUGUUUGGUCAACAGAUUUUAAAAAUGUGUCAUGAUUUGAUUAUUAUUGUACUUCCGCAUUACUCUGAAAAUAUUUUUAAAUGGGUCGCGAUCCAGAGUCUGUUCCUCCCCAGCCUCAGUCGACUCCAUUGCAUCCAUUUGCAGCCUCAUCAAGCGCUGGAAUGGGAUGCACCAGUGAUGCGGCCAUGGCAGGUCUUACCGUCGGGUUGCCAUCUCUCUCUCUGGUUCCCAGCCAAUCUGGCGUCGCGCAGGUCACCCACGAGCUUCCCCAUGUUCACACGAGUUCAUUGAGCCUCUCCCCAUCAAUUUUGGUGACCAGUGGCCAAGGCUCUAUCCAUGGUGAUCACACGGCAGCAAUAAUGGCUUCACAGCUGCCCAUGCCUUUUUCCCCUCUUGUGCAACUCUCUCCAGGGGCUCCUUUGGUUCCUAUGUCUACUUUGAUGUCCCUGCAGCAUGCUUUGAAUGUAGGCAAUUCAGCUUUUGCCUCUACGGCACCUGCUCCAAGCACACCAGGUGUUUGUGGAAAUGUCUCAAAGGGACCCCCCAAUUCUGUGACAGAUUUUCUUAAGGUGAAGGUCCCUCUCAGUGCUCUUACUUUUUUUAAUUGGCAAGAGAUACAUGGUGUUGAGCUUAAAGGACUCGUGGAUGCUGAACAUGUUAUCAUGCAUGUGCCCAUAGCUUCGUUUUCUCAAUACAAGCAACUUAAUAUUCUUGGGGCUGUUCCACUUGCUUUGUUGGGACCGGAUGGGGCUGCUUAUGGUCUUCUAGGCCCUAGCCCUCCCCAUGUUCCUACGGCAGUCCCUUCCACAAGAGAAUUGGGCUCACUUCCCAUGCACACAGCUCAUGCACGGCAAGGGGGAGAGAGAGGAGUCUCUUUUGCUCCUACACCAGCUGAAGCCACGGGAAAACAAGGCUCCAUGCAAAGCCAAGGUGCAUUGAGGGAUGCUGCACCUAAGGUGAUGACGAGCAUGGCAGGAUCGGCCAAGCCAUCCUUUGUGCAGACUGUGGCAGGUCCUUCAACAUCAGGCGCAUCAAAAUCUUUUGCUCAAGCAGUGGCUGGUCCUUCGUCUACAGAUUUUAAUGUUAAAACUGAAUCCACCGUUGCACCGGUGUGGGUGACUUUUCCUAAUUUGAGGGCUGAUUUAUUUAAUGAAAGUUCCAUUCAUCAGCUUUGCAAACCCAUUGGGAGGUGCUUGAAAGUGGACGUUGCUACGUCCAAUUUCUCACGUCCCAAUGUGGCCAAGGCUAGGGUGGAGAUAGAUUUGUUGAAGCCUAGGAUUGAACAAAUUUGGAUAGGUUUCUCUGAUGCACCUGGUGAGGAGGAUGUGGGCAUGUUCCAGCCUGUGGAAUAUGAGCGCAUUCCAAAGUAUUGCACGGCUUGUUUUAAACAGGGUCAUGAUAAUUCUACGUGCAAUACUUUGACUCCUAGUCAGUCCGAUCAGAGGACAGUUGUUGUGGUUCCCCAACCUUCCAUGGCUGCACCCGCGACUACCCGACCUUCUCGACGGAGGCGAAGUAGGAGUCGGGUCAGACGUCCAAGGGAGGGGAAAGGUAUUGCGAUUGAUGAUGCAGGUACAAGUGCGGGUAGCUCCCAGCGGGAGGAGUCACAAUAUAUUUGGAGAGAAAAGACUGCGAAAGGAUCUCGUCCUAUUGAGGUCGUGGAUGUCGAUGGUUCAGGUAAGGGGGAGGGACCCUCAUCCAGCUUGCAGCCCUUUGUGCCCACUUCCUCGCAUCCCUCCCCGAAUGUUGUUAUCCCUGAUGCUAGUGUAGCUCCUUCUACUGUUAACGCCACUGCUCCCACAAUUGUUGUGGUUGAACAGUCGGCGUCUCAGACUGUAGAGCCAUCCGUUCCUCCUAUUGGAGUUGAGCAAGGCUCCGUUGUUGCUUCUCUUCCUCUCUUUACUUCUUCCUCUUCUCCCAUUGUUCAUGUUCCCGAUCCUCAACCCCCAGAGCUUGCCCUUACUAUGUCUAACACUUUCGAUGCUUUGGGGGAGAUGCCUGUGGACAGUCAUGAGGUCUGUGGCUUUAAUACUGCUGCAUCUUCCAUUCCUUCCAAUACGGUAAGGAGGGAGGAUGACGAGUGUACCUCGCAGACUAGUGACGGGUCCACGGGCGAUCAUUUUGAGGAUCCUACUGACCUUGCCCGGGAUCUUGCAGCGCGUGGCCUUUCCCCUGCGAGGGAGGCUCCGACUACUAGGGUUGUUUAUGCUAAGUGUAAGUACAGGGAUAGGGAGCCAUUGUGGGAAUAUCUUAGAGAGACACACGCCGCUCUCCCGGCUGGCAUGGCAUGGGGGGUGGUGGGUGAUUUCAACUGUCUGCUCGAUCCCUCAGAGAAGAAGGGUGGCCGUCCGUAUGCUCCAGUCAAAUAUCGGCCAUUUGUUGAAUGCGUGGAGGAUUGUGAACUGGUUGAUUCUCCUUUCACUGGGGAGGAUUAUACUUGGUUCAACAAUCGAGUGGGUGGGGUGGAGAUUCGGAGCCGGAUUGACCGAUUGCUGUUUAACCAGCCAUGGAUGGAUAUGUUCUCUUGUUUGGUACAUCACUUGGAUAGAGUUGGAUCUGAUCAUGCUCCACUGUUGGUGGAGUGUAAGUCUCAUGAGCGUCCUCCUGCCCGGCCUUUCACGUUCCUUAAUGUCUGGACAGAGCACGAGGAUUUUCAGAGACUGGUGGCGGACUCUUGGCGGGAGGAGAUUGCUGGGGGUCCCAUGUUCAUAUUUGGUGCUAAGCUCAAGCGUCUAGCACUUAGCUUGAAGAGGUGGAACCGUGAUACCUUCGGUCACAUCUUUGACAGGCUUAAGACGCUUGAGCAGGAUAAAGCCCAUGCAAAAUGGGUGACGGACAGAGAGAGGAACUUGGGGUACUUUCACUCUGUGGUGAAGGAUCGCCGGCGGAAGCUUUACAUUCACCGCAUACAGGAUGAUCGUGGGCAGUGGGUCACGGAGAGAGCUGGGAUUGCAUUGCAGGCGAUCACCUUUUUUCAGGCCAUGUUCACUGCAGAUCCUAGUGUCACAUCUUCGGUCUUAGAUAUGAUUCCACGGCUGGUCACUGAUGAUGAUAAUGACCGGCUAUGUGCUGUUCCGGAGAUGGAGGAGGUCAAGACUGCGGUCUUUGCUAUGGAUUCUCGGAGUGCAGCGGGCCCCGAUGGCUUUACUGGGGUGUUCUAUAAGGCCGCUUGGACGAUCAUUUGCAUGGACUUAUUGGCGAUGGAGAUGUGUCACGGGAUGCGGGUGGACAAUGAAGAUGUCAUUCUGAAGCUGGAUAUGAUGAAGGCCUAUGAUCGGGUCUCUUGGUACUUCUUGAUGACAGUACUGCGCCAAUUUGGAUUUUCGGAGACUUGGAUCGAUUUGGUUUAUCGGGCCAUCUCGAAUAUUUGGUACUCCGUCAUUAUUAAUGGGAUUCGAGAGGGCUUCUUUCAUUCGACGAGGGGCUUGCAGCAGGGGGACCCACUCUCACCGUCCUUGUUCAUUCUAUCAGCGGAGGUCCUCUCUCUCUCUUUGGCUCAGCUGUAUACAGAUCCUACAGUUGCUCGAUUCACACAGCCCCGUGAUGCACCGCAUAUUCAUCAUCUUGCCUACGCCGAGGACAUUGUCAUCUUCACUUCGGCGAGGGGGACACUUUGGAGAGAGUUCGAGCAGUUUUACAUUCCUAUGAGCAGAUUUCAGGACACUAUCUGGGCGGCAUUCAUGAGGGCUAAGUACUGUAGCCGCGUCCAUCCUGUGUCCAAGCAGCGUGUUGAUGAUGAUUCUCACACAUGGAAGCGCAUGUUGGAUGUUCGGGCGGUGGUUGAUCCUAUGAUUCGAUGGCGUGUACUUUCUGGCACGUCUAAUUUUUGGUGGGAUACAUGGUCUAGUCUGGGUGCCUUGCAUCGCCAAGUGGACGGCUGUAGUGGAUACUGGACUGAUGGAGUGGGCGAUAUGUAUCGCUCUGAUUUUAUGAUUGACCAUAAUGCGCUGCCCCCUGAUCUCCUACGGCAGUUGCGUCUUGAGCCGCCAUCUCUUGUUUCUGAUCAUGCGGAUAUUCCGGUCUGGACCCCGUUUACGGACGGGAAGUUCACUCUUGCUUCUGCUAAGGAGCUUCUUAGACCGAGGUGGGACGAUGAGGUGGAGGACACUGUGCUUAAGAGGAGGGUGGUGCCUAUCCGGUGGGUCCCACCCCCGGGUGGCACCAUCAAGGUGAACGUGGCGAGGGCUCCCCUCCGUGGUGCUUAUGCGGCGAUUGUGCGGGAUUCGGCAGGUAAGUUUCUUUAUGCUCUCUCUUCCAUUGCAUUUAGGUGGGACCCAGUGGAACGUGGAGGGAUGGAUCUGAUUAUUCGUUGCAUUCAGUGGUGCAUAUCUCAGUCCCUCUUGCGUAUCCACAUGGAGUCACAUCACUCUGAGUUAGCCUGUUUCUUUAGAGAGGGUACCCCGUGGUACCUUCAUGAUGUUCAUGCUAGGCUGCGUUUCCUCUGUUCUAUCGCGACGGUUCAAUGGUUUGAAUGUGAUCUUCGGGCGAAUGGCCCGACGACUGAGUUGGCAUUGUGGGCCGUGGAUAGCACAGAGGGGACGCGGGAGUUUACUAAUCUGCAGGAUCUUGAUAUUCGGGUUGGGCUUGUUUUGGACCUGGCGGCUUUGCUGGGCUUGGGCUACAUGUUACACACAUCUUGGAUUUUGGUUUUUGGACUACUUUUGAGAUUGCCCCGUCUCUAUUCUGGGAGCUGGGCUUUGGUACGGGCUGUCGUGGGCUCCAGGCGGCAGAUGGGCUUGACGGUUGCUGGGCUGGAGCUGGUGACGGCUUGGGCAGCGAAUUGGGCUGCGUGGAUUGGGCUUAUCUGCAUCGCUUGGGCUGGCUUCUGAGAUUGGGCUUUCUUUUGAUGGGGCCGAACUGGAUUGGGCUGCUUCUUGGAGCUCUUCCUUGGCUCACUUGGAUUAUUAUUGCACUUAUUUUAUUUUUUGCUCUAUUUUAGUUGGGCUUUUCUGGAUUUAGACUGGACUUAAGUCGAUUACAUUUCUUGGUUCAUAACACUUCUCUUGAUUUGGAUUAUCUGACCCUAGGCCUUACCCUCGCGGGGGUUGGGGCUCCGGGAAUGAUUUUAUUCCUAGAUCUAAUAGAGAAAUGUUGUGGGCCGGUUUUGUAGUUGUACUUAAGUCUAUUUUUCCUAUAUCCGAAAAGCUCUUCACUUUAUAGUUCUUUGGUUGUUGCUUACUUUUUAUACAAGUGUGGAGCCUGUUCUCGCUUGUUCAGACGCUUGUAUUCUUUGAUUAUUUAAUAAAAUGCUUUUAAAUUU